GCCCCCACUUGCCCGUUUUCUCUCUAUGGCCCCUCAACUUGUUACGGCACUCUUUCCUAGCAGCAUAACUUGGAGAGCAGCGCCACGGUGUGCCUCAGAGAACAGCUUCCGGAGUAAAUGUGUAGGAUGUGGAACCAUUAAUCGAGGAGAAAAGUUCCACCUGUGACGCGGGGGGUGGAAUUGAAUAUGAAGGACGACGGGGGAAGAGGCGAACUCGGCAACCCGGCUUUGGCCAACGUCACCCAGAAUUCAACACAUUCGAACGGAUAUGCCCAAAAUGGCCUAAGCCAUACAACUGUAUCCCAGGACCAGCGUGAAUCUGAAGUCCAAAGUCCAUUGCCCGUCCCAAACGAGAUUGCCCAAAGGGGGCAAUGGGGUGGGAAAUAUGAGUUCCUGCUCUCCUGCCUGGGAUACUGUGUGGGAUUAGGGAACGUGUGGCGGUUCCCCUACCUCUGCUAUCGCAACGGAGGAGGUGUUUUUCUUAUCCCUUAUUUCCUCAUGGUCUUCGUUAUUGGUGUUCCGCUCUUCCUCAUGGAGCUCUCUCUAGGACAGUAUGGAGCAGCCGGACCCAUCACCGUGUGGAAAUGCUGUCCUCUGCUAAAAGGUAUCGGCAUUGGGAUGCUGUGUGUGGCCGUGCUGGUGUGUUUAUAUUACAAUGUUAUUAUAGCGUGGACAUUUUAUUACCUGGGCAGCUCUUUCCAAAGCCCGCUGCCUUGGUCAUGUGACGCUGUUGCCAACGCUGCUGUCUGUGAUACGAGCAAUAGCUCUAGUGGAAAACUCCUCAGCCCCUCUGAGAUCUUCUGGAAUGAGCGUGUGCUGGGUGUAGUGAACAGCGAGGGACUUCAUGACCCAGGCCCAGUCCGGUGGCCUCUUGCCCUGUGCCUCCUUGCUGCCUGGAUCCUCGUCUUCCUAUGUACGCUGAAAGGCAUCCACAGCUCUGGCAAGGUGGUUUAUGUCACCGCGACUUUUCCUUACUUUGUCCUGAUUGUUUUGAUCAUCAGAGGUGCUACACUUGAGGGCUCUCUUCAGGGCAUUGCUUUCUACCUCACACCCGACUGGGGACGAUUAUCCAGUGCACAGGUCUGGAACGAUGCAGCCUCCCAGAUCUUCUAUUCGUUAGGUAUAGGGGUUGGAGGGCUGCUCUCCAUGGCCUCCUAUAAUAAGUUUGACAACAAUGUCAUCAGGGAUACAAUAAUUAUCACAACAGGAAACUGCUGCACCAGUUUCUUUGCAGGAUUUGCUAUAUUCUCAGUCCUUGGCCACAUGGCGUGGAGGAAAGGGGUGCCUGUUGAGAAUGUGGCAGAUUCAGGUCCAGGAUUAGCGUUUGUUGCUUAUCCAGAAGCCCUUGCUCUGCUGCCAGGUUCAGCAUUCUGGUCCAUUCUCUUCUUCUUGAUGCUCUUCAUGCUGGGAGUUGACACACUUUUUGGCAACAUAGAGGGCAUCACUACUGCGGUGAUGGAUGAGUUUCCCCAACUGCGAGGCAACACCAAGCACAAAUCCUUGUUCCUUGGCGGCCUCUGCUUUUGCUUCUACCUGAUGGGUCUCCUGCUGAUCACUGAUGGGGGCAUUUACUGGUUCACUCUCAUCGACUCCUUCAGCACUAGUUUCGGCCUUAUCAUCAUUGCGUUCUUUAUGUGCAUCGGCAUCUCCUUCUUCUAUGGAAUUAACCAGUUUUGCCAGGACAUCCUUGACAUGAUCCGCCACUGUCCACCCUGGUGCAGUAAAGUCUUGUUGUACUUCAAAGCAUGCUGGGUAUUCUUUACGCCGUUUCUUCUCUUGUUCAUCCUGACCUACAUCUUUAUUGAGAUGUACAACACACCCCUCCAAUAUGGCUCCUAUGUGUAUCCUCGCUGGGGAAAAGCACUGGGAGUGUGCAUGGCCGCCACCUGCUGUCUGCAGAUUCUCAUUUGGGGAAUCGUCGCCAUCUGCAAGGAAACUGGAACACUGAAAGAACGUUUCCAGAAUUCCAUUCGACCUCUGAACUCCUGGCGGGUGAACAACAGCGCAGGGAGAGUGCAGGCUCGACUCGACGCGCAACGAGUGGAGGCUCCGUUCACAGUCACCCUCACAGACAUGGACUUCAAUGCGAUGACGUGGGAGGAGGGAGGGAUGGCGAAAUGAACUUUACAGAUGAACAAACUGCUUUGUUGACAAACAUUUUUAAUGACUUAAUUGAACCUGGUUGAAAUGUUUUAACACCUUUCACAAUAGUAUUAGCGUACAAUACUCCUGCACAAGCUGGAAGGACUUCAACGAAAAUGGCCUGAUGGAUCAGAAUCAUGAUUGAAGGAACCGCACCGCCAUACCAAAUCAGUGUCAUUUUAAACUAGCUGUCUUCACCUAAACUCGGUGAAAGUGUCUAGUUGUGUGCAGUGGCUAGUCCAUGCACUUUAACGGCAAGAACAAACGUUUAGAACACUGGCAAAAAAAAGAAAGAAGCCGUUAACUUGUGCAAACAUUGGCUUUUACUGCUGCAUAAUUAUUUUUUUUAUGCUAACUGUUUUAAAAUGUUUUCUUUAAGGGUACUGUUAUUGCUGCUGGAGCUCUUAUUUAUACUGUACAUGGGUUCUGCAGACCAUUUUAUGAUUUUGUUUUACUAUUUAAGAGUGCGAAGGAUGCAGAAAAAAACACAAAUCAGCAUCAGACAAGACAUACUAUUUACCUUCUAAAUCGUGUGUGAGUGUGCGCACGUGCGUGCUUGUAUAUGAACAGCUGAAGAUAUUUGUCAAAUGAAAUGUCCUAUAGUGUCGUUUCCCUACUUUCUAUGGUUGCAAGGAAAUACUUGGAGAAAUAAUUAAAUGUUUAUGAAAAUUGCUGCUUUUUCAAAGUCCUGAUAAACAAGUAGGAUUUGAAAAAUCUAUAUAUUUCACUACCUGCUUCUGAAAAACUAAUUUCUAAAUCAAUUAAAGCAUUUUUUUUUAUUA
Messenger RNA from Nerophis ophidion (straightnose pipefish), 2924 nucleotides. RefSeq names its product solute carrier family 6 member 7 (gene slc6a7). The transcript has 14 exons. The record is from RefSeq and is a predicted model, not a curated record. Bases 187 to 2121 code for a protein of 644 amino acids. Lineage: Eukaryota; Metazoa; Chordata; Actinopteri; Syngnathiformes; Syngnathidae. Gene Ontology annotation, biological process: sodium ion transmembrane transport. Gene Ontology annotation, cellular component: membrane. Gene Ontology annotation, molecular function: L-proline transmembrane transporter activity.